Pelodiscus sinensis (Chinese soft-shelled turtle) is the source of this 806-nucleotide messenger RNA. NCBI's taxonomy places the organism in Eukaryota, Metazoa, Chordata, Testudines, Trionychidae. The record is from RefSeq and is a predicted model, not a curated record.
UGCUUGCUGGAGGAUUUCCUCCCACAGUGUCUCUGGGUACUGAAGUAGCUGAAAUGAGAAAAAGGCAACAGUCACAAAAUGAAGGAACAUCUGCUGUGUCUCAAGCACCUGGAAACCAAAGGCCCAACAACACAUGUUGCUUUUGUUGGUGCUGUUGUUGCAGCUGCUCAUGCCUCACUGUUAGGAAUGAAGAUAGAGGGGACAAUGCAGGAAGGCCAACACACACAACCAAAAUGGAGAGUAUCCAGGUCAUAGAGGAAUGCCAAAACCCUACUGCAGAUGAAAUUAUGUCUUGGGCUCAGAAUUUUGACAAGAUGAUGAAAACACCAGCUGGUAGGAACCUUUUCAGAGAGUUUCUUCGAACGGAGUACAGUGAAGAGAACUUGCUUUUCUGGCUUGCAUGUGAAGACUUAAAGAAAGAACAGAACAAGAAAGUUAUUGAAGAAAAGGCGAGACUUAUAUAUGAAGAUUAUAUUUCUAUACUUUCACCAAAAGAGGUUAGUCUUGAUUCUCGGGUGCGAGAAGUCAUCAACAGAAACUUGUUGGAUCCCAGUCCUCACAUGUAUGAAGAUGCCCAACUUCCUGAGAGUCUUACUUCUGAUGUCAUCCAAAAGAAAGUAACUUUAUUGCAAAACUGCACACAAGGAGAUAUCAGAAGGAAAAUUGAGGUUCCUACUGGUACCCAUAGGGAACAGCAACAAAAUGGAAGAAAAGAAGUGGAUGAGAAUGAAGAUUUGCAGAAGCUUGCAGAAGAGGAAAUAGUUUCCUGUCAGGAAGAGAUAACUGAAUUGAAGCGCCAGGUAUAG